AUGGCGCAGGAGGCCAGCGACGUAGACAUGACCAACGACGAGGCGUCAACGCUGCUGUCUUCGUUCGCCAAGGAGAAGCGAAUCGACGAUUGCAUCGGACUUUUGCGCUACUGCGAAGAAAAUCACGUCUCGGCUCAAGGCAUUCCGAAUAUUGGUGGCGAAAUGGACGAGUUUGCACUUCGGUCUAUUGCGAUAUUUGCGGAUAGAGCAGGCGAGGCGGACCUGGCGCUGAAGGUCUUGUCCUUGAUGGACAAGGGGGACGACAGCGUCCCUCUGGAUAUCUACAUGUCGGUGUUGGAGGCGUGUGGGAAGCAGGAGCGGUGGAUGGAGCUGGUGAAAGUGUACAAUGAAAUGAGGGACAGUCCCCGCCCCAAGUUGUACAGCACCCCUCUGGCGUUGAUCAUCCGAGCACACGCUCGGAGUGGGAGGGACGAUCUGGCACGACGCGGCCCGAAAAUCUUCACGAAACACAUGAAGGGCGACGGGUGGAGCACUCCUCCGUGUAACGCGGUGCUGGAGGCGCUGCUGAAGUCGCGUCAGUUUGAUAAGCUGUUUGCAAUGGCCGACACGAUGCGGCAGCGAGGUGUGGAGUUGGAUUCGUUCUCGUACAAGAUGAUGACACUGGCGCAUAUCGAGCGCGGCACUGCUGACCGGGCCAAGGAGUUGCUAGUCGCGAAUGCGGACAAGAUCAACGAAAGAGGAUUAGAGUGCUACCGCGAGCUCGUUGCGUACUACAUGAAGGUGCGUGGAGAUCCUGUCGAGAUCUGCCAACUGUAUCUGGAUAUGGUACAGAAUGGCGUGCAGCUGGACCAUUCAGACUGGAAGAAUGCGCUGGAGCUGUCACUUGGUCUUCCGGAUCAAACGAUGUACUGGCGGUUCCGCAGACAGGUGCAGCAAGAUAAAUCAAGCGAAGUGUUGAUCCCUCCCCGGUUGCUGAUAUCGGAACGGGAAGAGAAGCACGAGCAAGGCGUAGCACAUAUCGAGAAGAAGGAAAAGCAAGUCCAGCCCGAACAGAUGAAACCUCAACCCUUGAGCGCCACGACGGGGAUAUCCCCAAAGCUGGAGAAGUUGGAUGUAAUUAGUGACAAGUGGAGUGCAGGCGAAGAGUUGACAGAGGCAGAAGCUUUCCAGCUUCUCACGCAUUUCGCCAACGACAGACGGAUCGACGAGUGCGUAAUGUUGUUGCGCCACUGCGAAGAUCAUGGCAUUUCUCCCGAUUCUUCUUCGCAGCGCGAUUCGUUCCGCGCACUGUGCGAUGCGAAUCAGUUCGAGCUCGCCCUGGAAGUGUUCAAGACGUUGCACAAGGACAAGAACCUCUUGCAGCCGUGGGUUUUCGGGCGGGCACUCGAUGUGGCGAUCAAGUUGAAUCGGAAGGACGUCGUGAACUACGUUUUGCGUCGCUUAGUGAGUGAUGACAGAGCGUUCGGCGGCUACAAAGUGAAGGCCAGUGGGAAGGGAGUGCACGCGGUAGUGCGUGCUGCUGUCGAUCGCGGUAUCAAACUGCCGAAGUUUGCUCUCCGCUCGCUUGCUUCUUUCGCGGACCGAUCGGGGGACUUUGAGCUGGUAGACGACAUCUUUUCCAUCAUGAAGAGCCAAGACAUGAAUGUUACGCUCGAUGUGUACGGGGCGGUGCUGAAUGCGUACGGACAGACUGGUCGAUGGAACGACGUGCUGAAAGUGUACAAUUCGAUGCCGGAGAGUGAGCGCGCGCGGAUGCACGGAGCCACUCGCAGUUGGGUAGUGACAGCGAACAGCCACCUUAAUGAUCAAGAACCUAAAGCACUCAAAGCUGGCGCGCGCGACAGCGCACCCAAACCAGAGGUAUCGGAUGUGUUGCUGGCUCGGAAGACGUUUGACGACAUCAAAGAACAGAGAAACAGCGGCCAGAGGCUGAGCAACAACUUGGCGUCGACUCUGCUCAGUACCAUGGCGGAGCACGGGCGUGUUUAUGAUUGUAUCGAGAUGAUGAGCUACUUCAAAGAGCUCGGUGGGGCGACCAAGCCGUUUGCAGAUCGGGCGGCGUUUACUGCGUUUUGUGACGCAGGCGAGUUUAAGCACAAAGCUAUCACGGCCAUUUUCCGAAAGUUGGUACCGGGGGCGGAUAAUUUGGAGGUGGGCUAUAGUAAUAAUCGCGUAUACGACUUGCUGCAUGAAGCUAGCUGUCGUGGGGUGGAUGUGCCGAAGUUUGCGCUCGAGAGUCUUGCUAGUUUCGCCUACAAGGCCGGUCACUCGGACCUAGCGCUGACUGUCUUGUCCACGAUGGAGCACGAAAACAUGAACGCUUCUAGUGAUGUCUUCGGAGCAGCUAUUAGCUCCUGCCGCAAGGAUUGUCGGUGGAGUGAGGUCAUCCAAGUGUUCGAGGGUAUACCCGAAGAUCUGCGUGCGAACUUGAUCGGCGGGAGGCUAGGCGACAUGGAGAGCCGUGGAGUCAAGUGGAACUCGAGGACGUACAGAGCUGUCGCUUUGGCGUAUGUCCGGUCCGGCCUGGUUGAUAAAGCGAGGGCGUUCCUGAGUGAGAACGCGAAGCAGCUACAGACUGACACCGUUGGCAUCUACCGUGAACUCAUCCAGCAUUACAAUGAAUCCCGUGGAGAUCAUCUCAGGGCCUGUCAGUUGAGCGUGGACUUCAUCGAGAACAACCGACACCUCACGUUUUCCGACUGGCACAAUGCUCUCCAGCUCACGUACGAGCUGCCGGAUCGAGAUCUGUACUGGCGUAUUCGCAAGCGGCUGUGGCUGUACGGUGCAGCUUCGGAGCAGAGGAUGCCGUCUCAUUUGAUGCUGACGGAACGCGAGGGCAGAGUCGGUCGGGGCUUGUCCCUGUUUCGAGACGAAAGCUCCGACAUGGUCCAGCAUCUGAUGCCGCCCAAGCCGGUCGACGUCUCCCUCGCGCUGGAGGUUUUCGACGAUAUCUGGAACGCCGAUGGCUCCGGUCUGACCAGGAACACGGCCACGAAGCUGCUCGUGACGAUGAUCGAGCACGAACGCCUCGGCGAUUGCGUGGAGAUGCUCGAGUUCUUCAAGGAGCACAGAGUCUCCCCCAAAGCUUUCGCUCUCUCCGCCGCGUUCAGACUCUUCUGCGACGCAAACGACGAUGACCAGGCGCUGCAAGUGGUGGAAAUGUUGGUACAGGACGGUGUGUCCUUGAAGGCGAGGGAUCGCGCUCUCGCGUUGAGUGUUGCGAUGAAGUUGAACAAGCACGAACUGGUGAACUCCAUCGUUCGGCACAUGAAGAAGAAGGCCAAACACUUGAGCGCCAGCGAGUUCGAACAGAUCGCCAGCGACUUUGGACGUACUGGCGAAUGGGAGUCAACGAUUCGAAUGCUGCCCGUUAGUAAGCACUGA
Messenger RNA from Phytophthora sojae, 3345 nucleotides. RefSeq lists its product as hypothetical. The transcript has 4 exons. Gene Ontology annotation, molecular function: protein binding. The record is from RefSeq and is a predicted model, not a curated record. NCBI's taxonomy places the organism in Eukaryota, Oomycota, Peronosporomycetes, Peronosporales, Peronosporaceae. Bases 1 to 3345 code for a protein of 1114 amino acids.